This is a messenger RNA of Lodderomyces beijingensis, 1844 nucleotides long. NCBI's taxonomy places the organism in Eukaryota, Fungi, Ascomycota, Pichiomycetes, Serinales, Debaryomycetaceae. The record is from the annotation of a GenBank genome assembly.
AUGUCCGCCUCGUUAGAUAAAUCAUUAGACGACAUCAUCUCGUCGACCAAAAAGACUUUCAAGUCGAAAAGACCGGAUGCAAAGAUUGGUGCUGGUGCCAAGGGAAACCACAACAAGGUUGGUAAAAAGUUGACGACCGGUGCUGUCAAGAGCAGGAAGCCUACAACUGUGUCGUUCAACAGACCAAAUGCUCCAAAAGCGGCUGCUGCUCCAGAGAUUGACUUGAGCUACGCUACCAAAGUCAACGUUUCUGGGUUACCAAAAGAUUUAAAAUUUGACAAUGUCAAGGUAUGUUUCAGGUCAUAAGAAAAUAAAAGGAAAAUCAAGAAAGAGGGAAAAUUUAUUUUCGUGAAAAUUUGUUAUGAAAUGAUAUGUUGUCAACAUCCGCUGCUUGGCUUUUGCUUAACCAAGUAUCAUCGAUGAUGAAGAUGAUUAUGAUGAUGACGAUGAAGGGGUUUUUUUUGGAGUUCUUCUCCACCAGAACUAUACAAAGGCUGGUUCCUUUGCUCGGUUUUGUUUUUUUUUUUUUUUUGCUUUCCAGUAUGGGAUUUGAUUCUUGAUCUGCUGACUAUUUGGAUGCGCCUAGCGGCGGGCUCAUAUCUCGCAUAGCCACCAUCGUGCAGGUUUGCAACACGUGGUGUGCUGUUGUGCGGGUGGAGUUUGAUCGCGGAGGGUACACCUUUUUGAAAAUUCGACCCUUGGGACUAGUGUGGGCGUCGUUGGACCAACUUAUUUGCACCUCACCCUUCCUUAUCCUCGAGGGUUUUUUCAUAAGGGUCCCGUUGAUGCGACCCUUUGCUUCUUUUUUUUUCUUCUGCAUGCUGUGGACUUUUGGACGGAUGGACUUUUAUGCGACUUUCCAGUUUCGUUGGCCUUGUUGUGACAGACACCACCAUUGUCAUCACCACUGCCAUCACCAGCACAAUGCGUACGUCCUUUGGCUUCAGGGAUUGACUAUGUUUGAAUUCAGACUGAAAAGCGGGGGGAUUGCCGAUACUAGGGAUCACUGAAACUUCGGGUCGAGGGAGCAAAAAAAGUCUUUAUGGAACGAAAUUCACUUAUGCGAGAUGGGAAUUAUGCAUGUGUGUGAUUUUUUUUUUUUGGUCGUAUGGUUUCGAAAAGCGUGCAAAUUAACACGGGCCUCAAGCAGUUGAGCAGAUGUCAUCCUGAAUUUUCAUCCUCCAUAAGUCCACCAGCCAUCCCAGUCACCACUACGUCGCCGCAUUAUUUUUAUUUUUCUUUCUUUUUUCCAACUCAGCAGAUCUUGUUUCAACAUAUGGGAAUUCAAUCCGGGGCAACACUGGAUCUUUUUACAAAACAAAAAAAAGCAUCAUGUUUUCAUUUCUUGAUUUAGUUUUUUUUCACAUCACGUUUCAUUUCAUUUCAGAUUUUUUUUUUUUUCAUUUUCCUUGUAAACAAUCACAUGUAUAUAAGAGAGACACUAACAUUUUUAGGAAUUUUUCCAAUCGCAAGUUGGAGGAGUUAACAAGGUGGAUAUGAGCUACAACGAGAAAGGUCAAUUCAAAGGCUAUGCCACCAUUAUAUUCAAGUCGAGCAAGAAUGCUGCUUUGGCUGUUGAAAAGUACAAUGGUGCAUCCAUUGAUGGCGGAGCAGGAAAGUUGAGACUAGAAUUGAUCAUUGACAUUUCCAAAAAGCCAUUGGCAUCUAGAAUCGCUGCCAAGCCCGUUCAAGCAGCUGCUAAAGCAGCCACUAAAGCCAAAGCUCCAAAAGCUGGAACCAAGAAAGUCUUGGUUAAGAAGACCGUUAAGAAGCCCACCAAGAAACCAACCAAGAAGACUGUUGAGGAAUUGGACCAAGAGAUGGCUGACUACUUUGACAACUAG